Molecule: messenger RNA, 1272 nt
Organism: Syzygium oleosum
Lineage: Eukaryota; Viridiplantae; Streptophyta; Magnoliopsida; Myrtales; Myrtaceae
Exons: 5
Coding region: 349-945 (198 amino acids)
Source: RefSeq, a predicted model, not a curated record
AAGCCAUUCGAUUCACACACGACUUUGUCUUCUUCCUUUUAUGAUUUUCUCUUUCUUUCUUCCGUUACGAAAUCAGAGGCAAAGGCUACGAAACGUGAUUUGGGUAGCUUGCUUUUUCGGGUUCUGGAAUCGGUUCGCUGAUCACCAGACCCGCACGUUCUCCUCCUGCUCCGUCAUCAUCAGUGUCGCUCGCCUUCUUCGCUUGCAAGCUCGAGGAUCAGAACUCGGAGCCCACGAGUUUGCUGCUUCCUUCUUUCUUUCUUUUUUUCCCUUUUUUUGUUGGAGGAGCAAAGAUAAGAGAACCGGCAGCGCGGGGAAGUUCUCGGGUAUUCAUCAGGAGGAAGAGUGAUGUAUCCGAAGGCGAUGGUGAAGGUGAAGGUGAAGGUGAGAGACGAUUGUGGAGAUCGCGAUGAUGUUAAGCGUGAUGUUCCCAAGAGUCCAUUGCUGGGACUGAAAGCUCUCGACUACCUCUCUCUGCACGAUUUUGACCCUCCUGUGCAGGAGCAUCAAGUUUUUCGACAAUGCACAGCAAGGGUCCAAAAGAGUUCCAUGGAAAAUGCUCUGAGAUAUCCAGUAUCUGAAGGGAUGAGCGAAUCAACAUCCGAUGAAGAUUCUAAACUAAACAUCAGAGCCAGCGCAGUGCCUCGUCCACGUGCAGUGUUAUCUAGUCCUGAUAAUGAUGUGAUGAUAGGGAAAAAGAACAAAAGAAUUGUAGAGCGGCCUUCAGCUUUGAAGAAUAAUAACCCCCUCCGUUCAAGAAAUGGUCAGCCUAAGGAUGUCUCAAAAGAAGCUGUCUACUAUGAGCCUAAGAGCACAAGAAAACCCAAGGAGACCACUGAUGAUAAGAUCCUGUCCAGGCGGACAAAGGAGCCGGCUAACACAGCUGUUGCUGCCAGCCAGAGAACACGCCCUCAAACCAGAAAACCGAGCUUUGUGCUAAUUUGAUUUGCCAGGAUCUGAGACAUACUCAAAAGCAAGCAGUUUUGCCGUUUCUGUGGCGGUACUCAAAUAUAGGCCAGCCAUACUUGUGAUGGUUCCCAAGGAUCCAAGCACCUUCAGUCUAUAGCUAGACUAAAUUAUCUUGGCUAAGCUUACAUAUAAAAAAUAAUGAAGUGUUAACUCUUAACAGAGUCUCAGACUUUUCAUAUUUACCCCCGCUUCUUGCCUCUUACCUUUGUACAUAACUAAUACUGGUUGAGCUGUGCAAUUUCGGCGGAUGUAAACGUCUAUGAUGAUCCUUUUGUGAAGCAAUACACCUUUUUUUGUCUCUAA